Molecule: messenger RNA, 1032 nt
Organism: Mesocricetus auratus (golden hamster)
Lineage: Eukaryota; Metazoa; Chordata; Mammalia; Rodentia; Cricetidae
Gene: Smim30
Product: small integral membrane protein 30
Exons: 3
Coding region: 224-409 (61 amino acids)
Source: RefSeq, a predicted model, not a curated record
CAGAGAGCGGUGCAUGACGGGAGCAGGCAACGGGGAUUGUGGGAAAUGUAGUCUGGCGACGCCGCCCUGCUCGCCAUUCCUGUAAUGGCUGCUUUCUGGUCAGGGGUACCACGGGUAACCUCUUAGCCUCGGGAACCGGAGCUCCAAAGGGGGACUGUUUGCACACUGGAUAGAGUUUUACCUCCACCCUUGUUCGGGGAAGUGCAGGCCUCGAGAGCCCAACAUGAUGAAUUCAGUUCCAACACAGUUGAUCUUAGUCCUUACCUCGAUGCUUCUGCUGGUGGUGCCUGGUGUUGAAGCAGUAGAAGCUGGAGAUGCAAUUGCGCUCUUAUUAGGUGUGGUUCUCAGCAUCACGGGCAUUUGUGCUUGCUUGGGGAUAUACGCAAGAAAGCGAAACGGACAGAUUUGACUCUGAAGGACUGCAGAACUAGACUUCACCCUGACCACACUGAAAACCAUUGUGCUAUUGAGGCCAGACCCAAGGUUUGAUCUCUCCUGUUCCCAGCAAGAAGAGGAUGGUUUCACACUCUUAGGGGUUUCUCAUAAGAUGGGAGUAGAGGGGGUGGGGUGAGAGUGGGGGCUCUUUACAACAAAGAGUGCAUUAAUAACAUGGCCUGUAAUUUGUAAUUGCUGCUUAGGAAGGGGGUCAAAGAGGGCUUACAUUUGCCUAAGUAUUAUUUCGUACUUUCUAAAUUGUUAAAGCUUGUGGAAUUGGAAGAAGGAAGUAUUUGCUAAGAAUCCAGUAAAUCAACAUUGUUGCUGUAUGAAUCACUGCCUCUUGAAUUCUGGGGGAAUCUUUUUUUCCAUGUUUUUUGUUGGUGUUCUGUUUUGUCUCCCUAGUUGAUAAUUGUACUUAGAUAUAGCCAAAAACUGAAACUUGUGUGUCUGAAAAAAAGUUUAACUAAUGUGUACUCAACAUAUCUAAUACUAAAAUGGAGGAAAUAUUUGUUUAAAAAAACAACUUUAUAUUAAUGGAGUAUCAUCUCCUUUGUGAGAAGUACUGUAUCAAAUACAUGUCCAUUAUGCCAUGAA